This is a messenger RNA of Cornus florida, 1053 nucleotides long. Its product is annotated as histidine-containing phosphotransfer protein 1-like. Gene Ontology annotation, cellular component: cytoplasm; nucleus. Gene Ontology annotation, molecular function: protein histidine kinase binding; histidine phosphotransfer kinase activity. Gene Ontology annotation, biological process: cytokinin-activated signaling pathway; phosphorylation; phosphorelay signal transduction system. The coding region runs from base 365 to 823 and encodes 152 amino acids. The transcript is spliced from 6 exons. The record is from RefSeq and is a predicted model, not a curated record. Lineage: Eukaryota; Viridiplantae; Streptophyta; Magnoliopsida; Cornales; Cornaceae.
GCGUAGAGACAGAGCACAAAGACAAGCCAAUGGAAGAAAAAAGCGAUUUUAUUUAUUUAUUUGUUAGUAUUAGGAAUUUAGGAUUUAGUAGUAACAUAUAUUAUUACUAAAAUAUUAAUUAAUUUUAAUUUAAGGAUUGAAUUGUGUGAGGCUCUCUUUUACUCAACACUGGGUUUUCAACGAACCAUUAAUAAUCAUUCAAUCCCAAUCAACCUUUUGAGAACACAUCUAUGAUUACUUCCAUAUACAUAUAAUAUCGUGGGGUGGGUCUAAAGAUCUAGUAAAAGUUCUAGUAUUCUCGUCUGAUCUGAGUGUGUGAAAAAAAGAUAUAAUAGUGGGACAAGCAAGCUAUCGCAGCACAAUCAUGGAUACCAUCGGUCAGUUGCAGAGGCAAUUUGUCGACUACACAUCAUCUUUAUAUCGUGAUGGUUUUUUGGAUGAUCAGUUUGCACAGCUUCAGAAACUGCAAGAUGAGAGUAACCCAGAUUUUGUUGUUGAAGUGGUGUCCCUUUUCUUUGACGAUUCUGAUAAGCUUCUCAAUAAUAUGGCCACUGCUCUACAACAACAAAUUGUAGACUAUAAACAGGUCGAUGCCCAUGUCCACCAGUUCAAGGGCAGUAGUUCCAGCGUAGGCGCACAGAGAAUCAAAAAUGUUUGUGUUGCCUUCAGAAAUUAUUGCGAGGAGAAAAACAUCGAAGGGUGUUUUACAUGUCUGCAACAAGUGAAACACGAGUACUAUCUCUUGAAGAGUAAGCUUGAAACUCUGUUCAGGCUGGAGCAACAAAUCUUGGCAGCUGGUGGGUCAGUUCCUAUGAUGGCAUAAAUAAUAUUUGUUUUCACCCCAUGCUGGCAGAAACAGAGAAGAUUAUGAAUUUUUGUAGCUAGUGAAGCUGUUGUACAUAAGAUAGAGAUGGUGUGAAUAAACAUUUCUGCCUCUCAUGCUGUCCCUCAAAACUACUUAUAUCCAACACUGGAAAGAAGCAUAGAAUCUUGUUUAAUGCUGAAUGUUUGAUUUGAUCAGGAUAUCAAAUGGGAUGAUGAGAUUUUCUUUUA